GUAGAUCCCUGAUCGUCAGGUAAAGGCCAGGAACUCUUUCACAUAUUGAUUUUCUUGUUCGCUGCGUUAGACUGAGAAGGGAAUAAAGAUAAACAUGCAUCUAAAAGUCCUGCUCUUCGCCCUGUCCUUCUUGACAACUUCAGCAUACCCACUUCAUCGUAACACCAGGGACGCAACCUGGACUGAUUCAAAGGCCAACCAGGCUCAUGACAAGAUAAACCUCACAAAGGAUGUGGAUAGGAUCUACAAGAGUCACAUAGACAGCAGUAGCCUUUACAACCAAGAAGAUGAUGACAACAAUAACCCCGUGGUACGGGAGAUGCAGCGCAAACUCAACAUGGAGUCAGAGCGUCUGCGUAUCCGUCUGCGCCAAGAGCUGGCCGAGCUGCAGGAGAAGUUAUCCCCAUCUCCAGCCCACCUCAGCUCCACCCUGGCCAGUAUGAGGGAGCGCCUGGCUCCCCUCACCCAGCAGCUCCAGAGCUCUCUCAGCAGCGACACCCAAGAUCUGUGUGGCCAGCUGAGACUCUAUCUUCAGGGCCUGGAGACAGCAGAGGCCCAGACAGAGGCCAGUCCGACUCUCAACCAGGAAGCCUUCCACUGGAUGACACAAACCCUGGAGCACAGCAGCUCUAAGAUGGCUGACAUCAUCAGCGACUUCCAAACUAAAACUGUCGGGGAGAUCGAACAUCUGAGAGGGAUCAGUGCUAGUGAGGAAGAGGCAGACAAGUCAGAGCUCUGGCAGGUAACGAGCUCCAGGUUGGGACAGGAAGUGAGUUCACUGAGGGUGGAGAUACAGAACAGGGUGGAGGCUCUCAAAGCAGAGCUUGCUGCUCUGCUAGAAAAUGCGCAGCCUACUAAGGCUGAAGUCACAGCUAGUAUGGAGCGGUUCUGCCAAAAUGCAGCCCUGCAGAGCCAAGUGUUUCAGGCCCGGAUGGAAAAGGUGUUUCAGGAGCUGGAAGGGGAGCUGGAGAUCCAGAGAGCCUCCAGCCUGUCUCCCUCUUCUUUCUCCUCACCCAUACAGCCUGGUGCUGCUCUACAGGAGGACUUCUCAGUUAAACUCUCUGCUCUGAUCCAGGACAUUCUGCACUUAGUGCAGUGACAGAGACACCUGUACAUUUUUUAAAAAGAUGAAUUCACUGCCAUUACGGUCGCAUCAAAGUGAUUCUUGUUCAUGAAUUUGUUUUUGUUUUUUUGUUUUUUGUUUGCCACUGUAGCAGCCAAGUAAGUAGCCUGUAUUUAUGAAUGUAUGGAUUUGUUUUGAUUGGUGUGUUAGUUUCAUUCUGUAUGUGAAUGAGUGUGUAAUUGUCAGUAUAUGUUUACUGUACCAUGUAAAAAAAAUGCUGCCUGUGGAGAGUAAAGUUACUGAUGAUACAAAUCA
This is a messenger RNA of Seriola dumerili (greater amberjack), 1378 nucleotides long. RefSeq lists its product as uncharacterized. The record is from RefSeq and is a predicted model, not a curated record. The transcript has 4 exons. The coding region runs from base 95 to 1099 and encodes 334 amino acids. NCBI's taxonomy places the organism in Eukaryota, Metazoa, Chordata, Actinopteri, Carangiformes, Carangidae.